Danio rerio (zebrafish) is the source of this 1878-nucleotide messenger RNA. The record is from RefSeq and is a predicted model, not a curated record. Lineage: Eukaryota; Metazoa; Chordata; Actinopteri; Cypriniformes; Danionidae.
GCCCCCUCACCACACACAAUUAUUUCUGUAGUCCAGGCUAUGUUUCUCAAAGCAAUCUAUUAUCAUUUUUGAAGCUUGCAGCAUCUAACAGCUUUUUUAGGUACUAGUAAAUUUAGUUAUGUCUGUAAAUGUAACAGCCUACUUGUAGCAUGAUUUCAAUGUAAUGUUAAAGUUCCAAUUCAUUAACAUUUAAAUCAGAACACGUACUAAUUGUGGUAACAUGCACAUUUAACAUAGUCUAUUCCCUCCAAUACUCAAGGGAAUGCUUGUUUUAUUUCAUUUUCAGGAAGAAUACAUUUUUAAAAUGAUUUUUUUUUACAUUUACAUUGCCUUGUAAUGUUGCCUUACUGCACACUUAAAGCAAAAUAAAAAAAAAACUAAUAACUUUCUGCUUACUCCUUUUACAAAAUUCUAGCUAAUUAUUCUGUUCCACUUGAACUAACUAUGCUAUCGCAAUUAAAAACAAGCAUAACUGCCUUCAGCAGAACUAAUUAACCCAGUCAAAAAUGAUCAAGUAAUUGCUUCGUUCUUCCUGGAACAAUACCUUCAUCAGCUUGUCUGAGUGGAUGGAGUGUGAGGUCAUUAGAACGUAGAAGAGGUCAAUGGCUGUACAGUUUGUUGUGUUCCUAUGGGAGCAGAGAUCAAAUGUAUAAAUGCUCCCAUUCCAAUGGCUUCAAAUGUUAAUGGGGGUCCAGCUCUAUUGACGAAAGACCAAACAUCAGACACUCUGGCAGGUUGCGCCGACCACAUUCAAUGUGCCAUGACUGAGGAACUCCAAGGAGCAAACUUCUCGCACACAAAGUUUUUAUUAACGGGAUUUCCAGAGAUCUACAAAUACAGACGUUUUCUUUUCCUGCCAUUCUUCCUAACUUACCUUUUGCUUCUGGUCGGGAAUUCUUUGCUGCUUUUUGUGAUCAAAAGUACAGAGAGUCUUCACAGUCCCAUGUACAUUUUUGUGUCUGCUUUGGCAGUUGUGGAUAUCAUUGUUUCCACUGCCAUUAUCCCGGCAAUGCUUCUUGGUUUUCUGUUUGACUUGAAUGAGAUAACUUUAUCCGGAUGUUUGACGCAAAUGUUUGUCACUCAUUUCUUUUCUUCUGUUGAGUCCACCAUACUUUUAGCCAUGGCUUUGGAUCGCUUUGUGGCCAUUUGCAAGCCGUUGCAUUACAAUGAAAUCAUGAACUCGUCCAUGUUUUUGAAGCUGUUUCUUUUCACACUGAUCAGGAGUGGCACAAUAAUGUCCACACUGGUCGCUCUUGCUUCACCUUUGUCUUUCUGUGGGUCUAAUGUAAUCUAUCACUGUUACUGCGACCACAUGGCUCUUGUCAGCUUGGCCUGUGAUUCAAUAGCUCAAAAUCAAACAAUGGGGUUAAUUGUGAUUAUCUGUUUUGUGGGAAUCGAUACAUCUGUUAUAUUCUUCUCCUAUGUGAAAAUCCUGCAUGUUGUGUUGGGAACUGCAGCUGGAGAGGAUCGCUGGAAAGCUUUUCAUACCUGUGGUACACACUUAAUGGUCAUGAUAUGUUUUUACUUUGUCGGUAGUGUAACCUUUCUGUCAAGAAACCUGAACAUUCCAAUCCCGAUUGAUGUUAAUACGUUUCUAGGUGUUAUGUAUAUAGUAUUUCCUGCAAGUGUCAAUCCAAUCAUCUAUGGUGUGCGGACAAAAGAAAUAAGGACUGCUUUGUUUAAGAUUUUUAAAAAUAAAAUCAACAAAGUUUCCAUUGUAAAGGUUUCAACUAUAAGGAAUUGAUUGCCCGAGAAAUCUUUCAAUUUGACAAUUUUUCUAUUAAUCUAAGCUUUCUAAGCAAUGUAUGAAGGUGUAUUUUAAUGUUCGAUUAUAAACAAAUAAACGAUGCUGUUCUGUUAUCUACUCACCCAGUGGAA